GGUCAGGUCUGCGCUGAUUGGCUGGGCACUGAGACGAAGCUUUCAGGUUACACGGAAACCGUGCAGCGUGUGCUGAGCUGAGCAGUAUGGCGGCGGCGGCGGCGGAUGAUGAGCGGUUUGACGGGAUGUUGCUGGCGAUGGCUCAGCAGCAUGAGGGGGGUGUCCAGGAGUUGGUAAAUACCUUCUUCAGUUUUCUAAGAAGAAAAACGGAUUUCUUUGUAGGUGGAGAAUCUGGAGCAGCUGAAAAGCUAAUGAAUGAAGCUUUCAGCCACCACAACAAACUAGCCUGUGCAGCCAGGGAACAGAGGGCAGCCGAGCAGCAGGAGCGGGAUGCUUCAAAGCGGGAACAUGAGCAAGCGGCUAAACAGAAGGCAAUGGAGCCAGGCGAGCCGCGAAUCACCGAGCUCACCGAAGAAGAGGCAGACAAACUUCAGAAAGAGAUUGACCAGAAUAAAGCUCGAGAGAAAGAACAAGAGAAAAUGCAAGUUCAAAAUGAUAAGAAGAAGGGUGGUGAUGAUGGGGACAAUGAGGAGGAAGAGGAAGAUGAAAAAGACAAAGGGAAGCUCAAGCCCAAUUCAGGCAAUGGAGCAGACCUUCCAAACUAUCGUUGGACACAGACCCUUUCUGAAGUGGAUUUGAUUAUCCCAUUUUCCAUUUCCUUCCGUCUGAAAAGUAAGGAUGUGGUGGUGGAUAUUCGGAGGAGAAAACUUAGUAUUGGCCUUAAAGGUCAAAAGCCUGUGCUGGAUGGCGAGCUUUACAAUGACAUCAAGGUGGAAGAGUGCUCGUGGUUAAUAGAAGAUGGCAAGGUGGUGACUGUUCAUCUGGAGAAGAUAAACACUAUGGAAUGGUGGAAUCAGGUUAUCAAGACCGAGCCUGAAAUUAAUACCAAGAAAAUUAAUCCUGAAAACUCUAAGCUUUCUGAUUUAGAUGGAGAAACUCGCAGUAUGGUAGAAAAAAUGAUGUAUGAUCAGAGGCAGAAAUCAAUGGGCCUUCCGACGUCGGAUGAACAGAAAAAGCAGGACAUCUUGAAAAAGUUCAUGGAACAGCACCCAGAAAUGGAUUUCUCCAAAGCCAAAUUUAGCUAACCCUUAUGUACUAUAAAAUCCUUAUUGUUCAUCAGGCGAUUGCUUUGGCUGUCUGUAUGCAAGCAAUCUUCCAGCUCUAU
Molecule: messenger RNA, 1165 nt
Organism: Bufo bufo (common toad)
Lineage: Eukaryota; Metazoa; Chordata; Amphibia; Anura; Bufonidae
Gene: NUDC
Product: nuclear distribution C, dynein complex regulator
Exons: 9
Coding region: 87-1085 (332 amino acids)
Biological process (GO): protein folding
Cellular component (GO): cytoplasm
Source: RefSeq, a predicted model, not a curated record